Molecule: messenger RNA, 1608 nt
Organism: Salarias fasciatus (jewelled blenny)
Lineage: Eukaryota; Metazoa; Chordata; Actinopteri; Blenniiformes; Blenniidae
Gene: hsbp1b
Product: heat shock factor binding protein 1b
Exons: 4
Coding region: 178-411 (77 amino acids)
Biological process (GO): cellular heat acclimation
Cellular component (GO): nucleus; cytosol
Molecular function (GO): transcription corepressor activity
Source: RefSeq, a predicted model, not a curated record
UUAGCGGCUCCUCUCGCGGAAUCUCGCGAGACUUCCCGUGUUGUGGGAACAGCUGACUGCGCGGUGGGUGGUGCCAUUAAACUGCUUAUUUGGAACAGCGUGUUACCACAACAAUUCGAGGGUUAACCUUUAAUAUUUCAGUUCUGUUCAGGCACUGAUAAUCAUUUACAUCCCAGCAUGGCCGAGACGGAUCCCAAGUCGGUGCAGGACCUCACCAACGUGGUCCAGACUCUGCUGCAACAGAUGCAGGACAAGUUCCAGACCAUGUCGGACCAGAUUAUUGGAAGGAUUGAUGAGAUGAGCACACGGAUUGAUGAUUUGGAGAAAAACAUUGCAGACCUGAUGACCCAGGCUGGAGUUGAGGAGAUUGAAGCGCCACCGGAGAAGGCUAAAGAGGGUCAAGGAUCAUAAUGACGGUUUCUAAACCAGGCGUGAAGUCGGUCCCUUAUUCGGGAGCAGCGGACUUUCCCCCCCAUUCUGAAAAAUGACUUCUUUUGAUUUGGUGUGUCGUGUGAAAUGCUUUUUUACAUAUUGAGUAUUGUGAAACGGUUACAGUUAUGUAAUGACUUGAACAGUUGAGCGUUCUUCGUGAGCUAGGCUAGUGUGACGUGCAGGAGUGCAGCCCGUGGACUCGAUGCACCAACCAGGAAGUUGUUUUCGCUGCCAUCGCACACACGUUUCACAGAAAUUAGACCCUGACGAGGACAGUGUCGCCCUGGAACCUCUGAAGCUUGCAGUGUGUUUGGCAAACAGCACUGUCACUAACAAGGUGUGGGAUGCAUUCCAAUUCUGAUUUUUCUUCUAUUAAAGAUAUUUAAUACUCUGCUGUUUGUCUCGUAUGACACAAUAACUAUUUGGCCAGGUGCUAAGUAAAUUUUUAAUCUAUACGAUUUCAACUCUGCGGUGCUCCGUGUUUUUCUGUAUUUAUUUUUUCAAGCCAGACUCGUAUUUUUCAAUGCAGAUUAUCUGGAGCGUCUCAAUGUUGCAUGUUUUUUUUGUCUAGGCUGUUUAUUAGAUAGCGUAUUGAAACUGCAUUAGUUAGAAGUUCCCCAAGCCGAGAGAAAUGACGGUCCGAGAGGGUGAAAUGUAUCGUACAAAAGUAAAACUUUAAUGAGAUCAAGUCAGAUUUAUCACUUUAGAGCCUUUUAUUCAAACGAACGCAAACAGAAAGUGCCAAAAAAAAAAUCAAAUUAAAAUGAACAACAUCAAAUAAAGGAACAUAAGAAUGGUUAGAUUACAUCAGAAUCUUUAGGAAUCCUGUUACCAAACUGUGACUGUGAUUGAAGUACUGUAGUUGGUGUGAAGUUUAUUAAUCGGUUUUGAAAUGUGGAGUUAGAACUCAAAGUCUGCCUCGGUCAUGUCGAUGGCCCAGGCGAACUUAUCCCGCUGGGUCUUAUUGUAGAUUUUUUCCACAGGUACCUCCAUGUUCUUACACCUGAAUGAAAAAGGAGAGCGUUUCGUUUAGUUCACUAGCAAAGUCUUUAAAUCAUAAUUCGGCAUCUUGAUACAGACGUAGAGAUUUAUAGCAACACUAGACGAUACCAGCUGAAGAUUUUUAGACAUUUACCCCUCGUGUUCUGUAUUACUGACACCAACUGUCCACUAGCU